CGCGGCGAGCCCCGCCUCCUGGGCCUGGGCGCCGAGCCGCGCGCUCGCCCGCGAGGAUCCAAGCGCGCCGCCGGAGCUGCAGCCGCAGUCUGAAUAGUACGGCACCGCGGCGAUCCGGGAGCCGGGAGCAAGGAGCUGGACCGGAGCGGAACACACAAGCUAUGAUGUCGACCUACAAGCGGGCCACGCUGGACGAGGAGGACCUGGUGGAUUCGCUCUCCGAGGGCGACGUGUACCCCAACGGCCUGCAGGUGAACUUCCGAAGCCCCCGGAGCAGCCAGAGGUGCUGGGCCACACGGACCCAGGUGGAGAAGCGGCUGAUAGUUCUGGUGGCACUUCUGGCAGCAGGACUGGUGGCCUGCCUGACAGCCCUGGGGAUCCAGUACCAGACAAGGACACCCCCAGUGUGCCUGAGUGAGGCCUGUGUGUCAGUGACCAGCUCCAUCUUGAGCUCCAUGGACCCCACGGUGGACCCAUGCCAGGACUUCUUCAGCUAUGCCUGUGGGGGCUGGAUCAAGGCCAACCCUGUGCCCGAUGGCCACUCACGCUGGGGGACCUUCAGCAACCUCUGGGAACACAACCAAGCCAUCAUCAAGCACCUACUUGAAAAUUCCACAGCCAGCGUGAGCGAGGCAGAGAGGAAGGCCCAAGUAUACUACCGAGCGUGUAUGAAUGAAACCAGGAUCGAGGAGCUCAGGGCCAAGCCCCUGAUGGAGCUGAUUGAGAAGCUCGGAGGCUGGAACAUCACAGGUCCCUGGGCCAAGGACAACUUCCAGGACACCUUGCAGGUGGUCACUGCCCACUACCGCACCUCACCCUUCUUCUCCGUCUAUGUCAGUGCCGACUCCAAGAACUCCAAUAGCAACGUGAUCCAGGUGGACCAGUCUGGCCUGGGCUUACCCUCCAGAGACUAUUACCUGAACAAAACUGAAAACGAGAAGGUGCUGACCGGAUACCUGAACUACAUGGUGCAGCUGGGGAAGCUGCUGGGCGGGGGGGACGAGGACGCCAUCCGGCCUCAAAUGCAGCAGAUCCUGGACUUUGAGACAGCGCUGGCCAACAUCACCAUCCCCCAGGAGAAGCGCCGGGAUGAGGAGCUCAUCUACCACAAAGUGACUGCUGCCGAGCUGCAGACCUUGGCACCCGCCAUCAACUGGCUGCCCUUUCUCAACACCAUCUUCUACCCCGUGGAGAUCAAUGAGUCUGAGCCCAUCGUGGUCUACGACAAAGAGUACCUGGAGCAGGUCUCCGUCCUCAUCAACAACACCGACAAGUGCCUGCUGAACAACUACAUGAUCUGGAACCUGGUGCGGAAAACAAGCUCCUUCCUUGACCAGCGCUUUCAGGAUGCUGAUGAGAAGUUCAUGGAGGUCAUGUACGGGACCAAGAAGACCUGCCUUCCCCGCUGGAAGUUUUGCGUGAGUGACACGGAGAACAACUUGGGCUUCGCCCUGGGCCCCAUGUUCAUCAAAGCAACAUUUGCCGAGGACAGCAAAAACAUAGCCAGUGAGAUAAUCCUAGAGAUCAAGAAGGCCUUUGAAGAGAGCCUGAGCACCCUGAAGUGGAUGGAUGAAGACACCCGGAAAUCAGCCAAGGAGAAGGCGGAUGCCAUCUACAACAUGAUAGGCUACCCCAACUUCAUCAUGGACCCCAAGGAGCUGGACAAAGUGUUCAACGACUACACCGCAGUGCCAGACCUCUAUUUUGAGAAUGCCAUGCGGUUUUUCAACUUCUCGUGGAGGGUCACCGCCGACCAGCUGAGGAAAGCCCCCAACAGAGAUCAGUGGAGCAUGACGCCCCCCAUGGUGAACGCUUACUACUCGCCCACCAAGAAUGAGAUCGUGUUUCCAGCCGGGAUCCUGCAGGCACCGUUCUACACCCGCUCCUCACCCAAGGCCUUGAACUUUGGUGGCAUUGGUGUUGUCGUGGGCCACGAGCUGACACAUGCUUUUGAUGACCAAGGUCGGGAGUAUGACAAGGAUGGCAACCUCCGGCCCUGGUGGAAAAACUCCUCAGUGGAGGCCUUCAAGCAGCAGACAGAGUGCAUGGUGGAGCAGUACAGCAACUACAGCGUGAACGGCGAGCCAGUGAAUGGCCGCCACACACUGGGCGAGAACAUUGCUGACAACGGGGGCCUCAAGGCAGCCUAUCGGGCAUACCAGAACUGGGUGAAGAAGAACGGGGCUGAGCAGACGCUGCCCACGCUGGGCCUCACCAAUAACCAGCUCUUCUUCCUGGGCUUCGCACAGGUCUGGUGCUCAGUCCGCACGCCAGAGAGCUCCCACGAAGGCCUCAUCACUGACCCUCACAGCCCUUCCCGCUUCCGGGUCAUUGGCUCCCUCUCCAAUUCCAAGGAGUUCUCAAAACACUUCCACUGCCCGCCUGGCUCACCCAUGAACCCGCAUCAUAAAUGUGAGGUCUGGUAAGGGGCAAAGCACAGGGAGCCAAGGCGGAGGAGGGGAAGGGGCCAAGGACAAAUCCCGAAGACAGGGCUGCCGGUCUGCCCCUCCUGCUGGGCUCCAGGGCACUGCCCAGCCACCUUCCCUACAUGGAGGGAUUGUAGAUGUCAUCUUGCUGCCCGUGAUAGACGCUCUCAGCAUUACCUAGGAUUGGUCCCCCAAAAGACCUGUCAUCCCGGGCAUUUGUGUGCUGACUUAGCGACUUCCAGGUGUCAGGCUGGUGUUUGCCGGGCCUGGGCCCCACACCGACAAGGGCAGUGGGACACAGCCCCUCGCCCACCUCCAGCGCCAGAUAUACCACAAAUACCACUGUGUUGAAUGCUUUAAAGAUAUAUUUUUGGGGAAACUAUUUUUUAAACAUUAUGGAAUACACUGGAAAUCUUCAGGGAAAAAUGCAUUUAAAACUCUUUUUUUUUUAGGAAAGGAUUGGUAUAUUUAUUAUGUUCUGUUUUUCUAAAUAACCUGUGGACAAAGGAAGCCCCCAUUGAGGUACCCCUCACUUUGAGGCUGGGCGGAGGGAGGGACCCCCAGGCCGCUGAGCAGGUGCCCAGAUAGAGCCACUUCAGCCCUUGGAGUAUGCAGUGCAGCUUCUGCCAUCACCUGCACGGACAGGAAAGAGACUGGGGGCCAGGCAGCAGGGGGAGCCAGCUGGGGACCCUGCUCGGAGGCACAGCCCCUGGGAACCCCAACAAGGAAGUUCUGAUCCCCAGUGUCACAGUGGGGGAUUAGUGGCCGCAGUAGAAUGAGGCCAGGUCAGAGCCCUUGAACACAAGCUAAGAGUACCUGAAGACCCUGGUCACCCAGUGGGCUGACCCUCCCCAUCAGACGUACUGCUGUCCAUAGAUGUCCGCUUCCCAACCUCCUGUGUUGGUUGCCCCAUUUCUGUCCCAGGGACCUGUUGCCUCUUUGUAGCAAUCCUCCCAUCCAAGCCACUGCGGAGUCUGCCUUGCUGAUCCUCUUCCCAGGGGAAGGAGAAAAGGGGCAUCAGCUCUCCUUGUCUCCUGCAAGGUCUAAACCCUCCCUCUGAGCUCCACCCCCCACCCCCACCCAGCCUGGCCUGGCUCCAGGCCCGGGUCACUAGUGCCUUAUUAUUGAGGCUGCAGCCCCUGGCACCACCAAGGAAAUAGCCCUGCCCCAGAGGCCCUUAGCCUCCUCAGUGGAGCCCCCAAGUGUCCUGACUGGAACCCCCGUUCCUGGUGCCCACCAGGCCGCCCCUCACUAUCCCCAAGACAGCAGCUCUGGAAGUCAACAGCCACCCUGAACUCCCUGAAAGCUCCAGCCACUGGAGCCCCCUGGGUUGGAUCAAGACAGUACCUGGAAGUGGAGCGCUUCUCUCCUUUGGGGUGCUGUUGGCAAGAAGAGGCUAUAAGGGGAAGGUCCCUCAACCCCAUGCAGCCCGUAGUGUCAGGAACCAGGAAUGUCAUCCCCUCCCUGAAGCUGCACCUUCUCCAACUGAGAUUCCUGGGCUCCACCAGUGGAGCUCAAUGUGGCCCCAAAGCAUGCUGAGGGAAGCCAGCCCCGAGACAGGUAGGCCGCUCAUCAGUGCCGCUGGCCAGGCCCCCAAAGAUGCAUGCCCCUAGCCUAGGAAGCUAGGCUUCUCCUUGCCCACAAAGCAGACAGCCCUGCCAGCCUUGGGUCAGCCUCAGAGCUGGAACAGGGGGUUGGAAGCAGGCUUAUCCGAGGCCCCAGGCACUGCCAGCAAAUUCAAGGCCUGGUAGCUCUUCAGGCGAAAAAUGAGACAGGAAGCAGGAAAGGAGCUGGAGCCCAGUAUCAGCCACACAGGGGUGACCCCUUCCCAGCCCUGGUCCUCUCUGCACCUCCUCUCCCUCCACCUUCUGCCUUCCCCAUGGAGGAAGCAGGCUGGAAAAUGUCAGCACUGCCAUGGAGAAGCCAGUGUCAUUGUGCCCAUUGUUCAGGGUGUGUGCUGGGGAUUGGGAGGUGGCAGGGCCCCAGGGGUGCUGGAUGCAGAGGCAGCUCCAUGAGAGCCUCGCCCCUUAGGCCUGGGAGCCUCUCUAAGCUGCCCCCUCUGCGGGUACACAGUCCUGGGGUUUGGAGCAGGGAAUCUAUUUUUUGUAUUAGGAUGUUUCGUGCUACUGUAGUUUUGUUGUGGCACUAUUGUAAUUAAAAUAAAGUACUUAUACUGGGGCCUUGA
Messenger RNA from Heterocephalus glaber (naked mole-rat), 4611 nucleotides. RefSeq names its product endothelin converting enzyme 1 (gene Ece1). Gene Ontology annotation, cellular component: plasma membrane. Gene Ontology annotation, molecular function: metalloendopeptidase activity. NCBI's taxonomy places the organism in Eukaryota, Metazoa, Chordata, Mammalia, Rodentia, Bathyergidae. Gene Ontology annotation, biological process: peptide hormone processing. The record is from RefSeq and is a predicted model, not a curated record.